Messenger RNA from Acaulospora colombiana, 1201 nucleotides. NCBI's taxonomy places the organism in Eukaryota, Fungi, Glomeromycota, Glomeromycetes, Diversisporales, Acaulosporaceae. The record is from the annotation of a GenBank genome assembly.
GCGCCCGGUAUACAAGAGAUAAUACACAUUUCCUUGCUGUGUUCUCGUGCAAAAUUUGAUCGGGCGGAUGUUCCAUUUGCGGAGCGUCAAAUUCUUGGUGAUGCGACUGAAACUGGUCUUAUCCGUUUUGCCGGACAUCAAAUAGAUGACUAUGAUGAGUUGGUCAGCAAAUAUCCCAAGGUUUUCGAGAUUCCUUUCAACUCGGACACCAAGUGGGCGUUAUCCAUCCACCGAAAGAGUCACGCGAACGGUAGUUUAACCUUGUAUAUAAAGGGUGCGCCCGAACGAGUGCUUAAAAUCUGUUCAUCCAUCUUGUCGGAUAAAGAAGCGAUUCCAUUAACUGACGAUCAUAAGAAACGAUACGACGAGGUUUAUGAAUAUAUGGCUUCAAAGGGGCACCGCGUGUUGGCUUUUGCACAAUUCCUACUGCCCGAAGAUCAAUAUCCAGAGGAUUACGAAUUCAAUAAGGAAGAGAAGAACUAUCCUCUCGAAGGUCUGUGUUUUGUCGGCCUGGCGUCAUUGGAGGAUCCUCCAAAACACGGUGUUCGAGAAGCCAUCGGUCGCUGUCGUACGGCUGGCAUUCGUGUAAUCAUGGUGACCGGUGAUCAUCCGUUGACUGCCGAGGCCAUUGGACGCAAGAUAAACCUGAUGCUUUCCGAAACUAAGCCGAUGUUGGCCAUGCGUACUGGUCGUCCCAUUGAAACCAUCGGUGAGGAUGAGUAUAAUGCGAUCGUCAUUCACGGUGAACAGAUCGACAGUUUAAGCGACGAGGAAUGGGACAACAUCUUCUCCAAAAAUGAGAUCAUCUUUGCUCGCACUUCGCCCCGUCAUAAGCUCGAAAUUGUUAAACGCGCUCAAUCAAUGGGUCAUAUCGUUGGGGUGACCGGUGAUGGUGUUAAUGAUUCCCCCGCUUUGAAGAAAGCCGAUUUAGGGAUCUCAAUGAACAUAUCUGGCUCCGACGUGUCGAAGGAGGCAGCCGCCAUGAUUUUGAUGGACGACAACUUUGCCUCAACUGUGCAUGGAAUCGAAGAGGGGCGCCUCAUUUUUACAAAUCUCAAAAAGUCAAUCCAAUACACCAUUUCACAUUCGACUCCGGAAGUUAUGGUCUCCUUGCUCUAUGUCAUAGUGCCAAUCCCGUUACCGUCGACUAGAACUUCACCAUUCGAAUCAAACAAUUCCGACCAAAAUUUUCUAGCAAAAG